GUAAUUUGAAUUUGUGAAAAUGAAAAUGAAUUUAAGCAAAUAAAAAAUCACUUUUAAUAUGUCUCCCGACACUGUUUGUUUGGAUAAUCAAAUAAAGUCCUUAACAGACGAAAAAAAAUGGCAAGAUAUAAUAGAAAUUGGCAAACAAUUGUCACAUGAUGAAAAAUCUCGUUAUAUAUGGGUAUGGCCAAAUCAAAAUUGCCUUCAUUUUAUAAAAAAUUGUUUAGAAGAAAUUCAAAAAUUGUUUAGAAGAAUUGGUUCUGGUCUUUUGGAAUGGCUUAUAGAACAGAGUACAGGAAGUCGUGUUUAUGGUAUAGAAAUUAAUGAGAAAUGGUGGACAAGUAAAUAUUCGCCAACGAAAUUUAUUCAAUUGAAUUAUGUUGACAAUGUUGAUAUUAAUAUGGAAUUUUUAAAAAAAUGUGCAAAUAAUACAGAAAAUUUUAUAUUAUUUUUUUGUUAUUUUAAUUGUUUUAAAACAUUUCGUAAAUAUUUGAAUUCAUAUAAUGGAAAAUAUUUAAUGAUUAUUGGUCCUGAUGAUACAAAACAUAAAAAUCAAAAAAUAUUUACCGAACCAGGACCUUUCAAUUUAGGUUUAAAUUCAAAUGAAAAUGUAUGGAAACUUUAUAAAUUUUUUGAAAUAGAUAACAAUGGAAAUUUUUUAGCAUUUUAUAUAAAAGGAUGAAAAUAUAUUUUUAAAGAGUGUAGAUUUAUACACACACAA
This is a messenger RNA of Condylostylus longicornis, 721 nucleotides long. RefSeq lists its product as uncharacterized. The record is from RefSeq and is a predicted model, not a curated record. NCBI's taxonomy places the organism in Eukaryota, Metazoa, Arthropoda, Insecta, Diptera, Dolichopodidae. The transcript has 2 exons. Bases 59 to 682 code for a protein of 207 amino acids.